Messenger RNA from Prorocentrum cordatum, 1872 nucleotides. Lineage: Eukaryota; Dinophyceae; Prorocentrales; Prorocentraceae. The record is from the annotation of a GenBank genome assembly.
AUUCCCCAAGGCUGUCGCGUGUGACAGGGCCGCCUGGCUGCAGGGGCUGACGGCCAGAGAGGCCUGGGACGAGAUCAGCGAGCUGCGGAACGGAGUCUGCCCGCAGCCAGGUAGACUCAAGAAUGGGGCCAGCCAAGUCGUGGACAGCGACAACAGGGCAGACACUCUGGCGGCGCACUUAGAGAGGGUGCAAUGGGCCGUGAGGCCUACGACUGCAAUACCAGCGGACGCACCGCACGAGAACGAGCUGCCGAUUGUCCUCGGUACCAUCGCAGACACAAAGUGAGCAAAGCAACACGUAAACUCAAACAAGGCAGAGCUGGUAGAAUGGGCAGCAUAACGCCAGAGUUCUGGCGAGAAGCAUGCGAGGACGGCACCCCGACGCUUCAGUGGAUCACUCGCUUCUGCAACAUGGUAUGGGAGACGGGGCGCGUCCCCGAUGCGUGGCACAGGUCGAAGGUGAGGAUGAUUUACAAGAGUGACGACCAUGUGAACUGCAACACUUGCUGCCCGAUCACCGUCUUGCCGAUAGGAUACAAUGUAUUUGCGCUUGUGCUGCCGCAUCGCCUGAAGGACGCUGGCGCGGAGCAGCGUAUGUGGAACGCGCACUUCGGAUUUCGAUCCAACGGUGGCACACCAGAUGCGAUCUUCAUCGCCCGGCGGGUCCUCGAGAGAACGUGGUCGUCUCGAGACAGCAAGGCUGUCUUUCCUGGUGUUGGACUGUGCGAAAGCCUUCGACUCCGUGUCCCCAGAAGCACUUGCUAAUUCUCUGCGAAGGCUUGGAUGCCCAAGCCGGUCUGUGAACAUGGUCGCUGCCAUUUUUAUGAGGGCCGCGGGUUCGUGGUCGACGACUUCGGCGUCACGUCGCAGGACAGGGAGCAAGCAUAUGGCAUAUGUCAAGGGUGCCCGCUGUCGCUUUUCGUGCUCACACUCGUGAUACAAUCGUGAUGACAACACUCCUACACGACGCCCGCAAGGAACUGCGGGACCGACGAGGUGGAAAGGUUCCAGAGGAGCUGGUUCGUGGUCUGGUGUGCGCGGACGACACCCAGCUGCUGGGCGCCGACGGAAGGGGCAGUCCAAUAGCUGAUGACCUCCGUUGACAUGUCUGGGGCGAAGUACGGCCUCCUCUUCAACUGGAAGCACGCGGAGAUAGUGGAGGUGCGGACGGAGGAGGACAUCGUGGACAACGCUGGCACGCCCAUUCUCAACAAGCAGUCCUUCAUCUGCCUGGGCGCGGCGCUGUCCGCCGACGGGAGGUGCGCCUCUGAGUUGAGCCGCAAACUUGGAGCAGCACUGCAAGACUUCAACGACGCUGCACGCGAUCUAGUCUCACGCUUGCCUCUCCAAAUGCCAGAAGAUACAUAGUUUGAAUAUUUGUGUGGUGUCCAAUAUAUGUAUUUGAUACCCUCUUUGAUGCGUGCCUGGACCAAGCAGAACGUCGAAGGCUGGACAGUUUCCAGAACCGGAGCAUCAGGAAGAUUUGCAAAGUAGCCCCCAGCACACUUCAGCAGAGUCUCGAGCGCUUCUGUACUCGCCGUGGUCGAGCAGCCGAAGCUCAGCGAUUGCCACGCGAGAAAGCAAAUUAUUUGCAUGAGCAAUGAGCACGCCGACCUUGCCUAGAUCCUGUGCGGCGAUCGGUGUUUGAGCAAGGCACCCUGGAUCUGCGGAAGGCGCCUGGCCCGAGAAAGCGGGGCAGACCGAGGCAAACUUGGAGCCAUUCAAUGAGGAAUAAUUGUCUCAAAGUCGCAGGCUGCCGCAGACGGCUCGCUGCCUACUCCCGCCCCGAGGGCGGUGCAUCGCAACGCGAUCUGGCAGAAUGCCUCACGACAAGAGAAGAUACUGCCUAGUAAGUGUCUAGUCGGCCUUUCC